GCGGCGGCGGGGACCGUGACGGCGGCGGCGGCGGUCGCGGGGGCCCGGAGCUGAGAGGCGCUGCCGCUCGGACCGGCGCGGUUAUAUUUCACACUAUGUGCUGACUGUAUUUACAGAAGAUAUUUAAAAAACAAACAAACUUCUUUUUUUUUGAAAGAUUUUGAUUCCAGUGGAAUCUGUGCUUUAGAUUUUUGUGUUGUGAAUCGUAAUUACUUAAGCAAUGCCUGUACAAGCUCCGCAAUGGACGGAUUUCCUCUCCUGCCCAAUUUGCACUCAGACAUUCGACGAAACGAUCAGAAAGCCUAUCAGCCUAGGCUGUGGCCACACUGUCUGCAAGAUGUGCCUGAACAAGCUUCACCGCAAGGCGUGCCCCUUUGACCAGACCACUAUUAACACCGACAUAGAGCUCCUGCCUGUGAACUCGGCCUUGCUGCAGUUAGUGGGUGCUCAGGUCCCUGAGCAGCAGCCCAUUACUUUGUGUAGUGGGGUAGAAGAUACAAAACAUUAUGAGGAAGCGAAGAAAUGUGUAGAGGAAUUAGCAUUGUAUUUGAAACCACUCAGCAGUGCGCGAGGAGUAGGUCUGAACAGCACCACUCAGAGUGUUCUGAGCCGCCCGAUGCAGAGGAAAUUGGUGACGUUAGUCCACUGCCAGCUAGUGGAAGAAGAAGGUCGGAUUCGUGCCAUGAGGGCAGCUCGAUCUUUAGGUGAACGGACUGUCACAGAACUAAUCCUCCAGCACCAGAAUCCUCAACAACUUUCUUCAAAUCUUUGGGCAGCAGUCAGGGCCAGGGGCUGCCAGUUCCUUGGACCAGCAAUGCAGGAGGAAGCCCUGAAGCUGGUCCUGCUGGCCUUGGAAGAUGGAUCUGCUUUGUCUCGGAAAGUCUUGGUUCUAUUUGUGGUGCAAAGAUUGGAGCCACGAUUUCCUCAGGCCUCAAAAACCAGCAUUGGACAUGUUGUUCAGCUAUUGUACAGAGCCUCCUGUUUCAAGGUGACAAAACGUGAUGAGGAUUCCUCCUUAAUGCAAUUGAAGGAGGAAUUUAGGACAUAUGAAGCUCUUCGUCGGGAACACGAUUCCCAGAUAGUUCAGAUUGCCAUGGAGGCAGGCUUGCGCAUUGCCCCAGACCAAUGGUCUUCUCUUCUUUAUGGAGACCAAUCACACAAAUCCCACAUGCAGUCCAUUAUUGACAAGUUGCAGACCCCAGCCUCAUUUGCACAGAGCGUUCAGGAACUAACAAUUGCUCUUCAGAGGACUGGUGACCCUGCGAACUUGAACCGCCUGCGACCCCAUCUGGAACUGUUAGCAAAUAUUGACCCCAGUCCAGAUGCACCUCCUCCAACCUGGGAACAACUAGAAAAUGGAUUGGUUGCUGUGCGCACAGUAGUACAUGGACUGGUUGAUUAUAUUCAGAAUCACAGCAAGAAAGGAACAGACCAGCAGCAGCCUCCUCAGCACAGCAAGUAUAAAACUUACAUGUGCCGAGACAUGAAACAGAGAGGAGGGUGCCCCCGGGGGGCCAGCUGCACAUUUGCACACUCCCAGGAUGAAUUGGAAAAAUUUCGUAAAAUGAACAAACGUCUGGUUCCCAGAAGACCCCUGAGUGCCUCCUUAGGCCAGCUCAAUGAGGUGGGCCUACCUUCAGCAACUAUCCUUUCAGAAGAAGGGGCAGUGGACCUGCCCAGCAGAAAACCUACUGCCCUGCCGAAUGGGAUUGUGUCAGCAGGGAACACAGUGACACAACUGAUCCCCCGAGGGACGGACUCCAGCUACGACUCUGGUCUGAAGCCAGGGAAGAUUGACCACCUGAGCAGCAGUGCUCCUGGAUCCCCUCCUGACCUACUGGAACCUGGACCCAAGAACAUUUCUGCCUUACCUGUGACUCCCCACCCUGUACCCCCUAGGGGACCAACAGAUCUGCCUUCCAUGCCGGUUACCAAACCUCUUCCCAUGGUACCACGAGGUUCCCAGCUAUACUCAGCACCCCAAGCAGAUGUGUUUUAUCAGGAUCCUCGAGGGGCUGCUCCACCUUUUGAGCCAGCACCAUAUCCUCCAGGGAUGUACUAUACUCCAACCCCGCAGUGUGUCUCUCGCUUUGUCCGACCUCCACCAUCUGCUCCUGAACCUGGUCCUCCAUACUUGGAUCAUUACUCACCCUACCUCCAGGAUCGUGUAGUAAACUCCCAGUAUGGGACUCAGCCACAGCAGUACCCACCCAUGUACCCACCACAUUAUGAUGGCCGUCGUGUGUACCCUACUCAGUCUUAUCCACGAGAGGAGAUUUUCCAGGAAAGCCCCGUGCCCAUUGAGAUUCCACCUGCAGCUGUUUCACCUUAUGUACCAGAGUCCAGGGAGAGAUACCAGCAGAUAGAAAGUUAUUAUCCAGUGGGUCCACAUCCAAGUCAGAUAAGACCUCCAUAUAUCAGAGAGCCGUACAGCAGACUUCCACCUCCCCCCCAGGCCCACCCUAGUCUCGAUGAGCUACAUCGACGACGGAAGGAAAUCAUGGCCCAACUAGAAGAGAGAAAAGUCAUCUCCCCACCUCCUUUUGCACCUUCACCAACCUUGCCCCACUCAUUCCAUCCAGAGGAAUAUUUGGAAGAUGACCUGAAAAUCGCUGGGAAAUACAAAGGGAAUGAUUACAGCCAGUACUCCCCUUGGUCAUGUGACACCAUCGGCUCCUACAUAGGGACCAAAGAUGCAAAACCCAAAGAUGCUGUUGCAGCUGGCAGUGUGGAGAUGACGAAUGUGGAAAGUAAAAGUGUGAGAGACCAGAGGCUAGAACUUCAGCGAAGGGUAGCAGAAACCAGUGAUGAUGACCUCAUCCCAUUUGGUGACCGGCCCACAGUGUCCCGGUUUGGCGCCAUAUCUCGAACUUCCAAGACCAUGUAUCAGGGUUCUGGCCCAAUGCAGGCUCUGGCAGCUCAGGGGACUUCCACCAAAUCAAUCAGCAUUUCUGAUUACAGUCCAUAUGGAGCUCACGGUGGCUGGGGAGGUUCUCCAUAUUCUCCUCACCAAACAAUGCCUUCUCAGGGACACUUCACUGAAAGGGAAAGAUUGUCCAUGUCGGAAGUGGCCAGUCAUGGGAAGCCUUUGCCCUCUGCUGAGAGAGAACAGCUCAGACUAGAGCUGCAGCAGUUGAACCACCAGAUUAAUCAGCACACCCAGCUUCGAGGACUCGAGGCUGUUAGUAACAGGCUGCUGUUGCAGAGGGAGACGAACACUCUGGCAGGCCAGCCUCCUCCCCAGCCUCCACCACCACCCCCAAAGUGGCCCGGAAUGGUCUCAAGUGAGCAGUUGAGCUUGGAGUUACACCAGGUUGAGCGGGAAAUCGGAAAGAGAACUCGGGAGCUGAGCAUGGAGAACCAAUCUUCUCUGGACAUGAAGAACAAAUUGGGUACCAGUAAGCAAGCAGAAAACGGACAAGCAGAACCACAAAACAAGGUUCCAGCUGAGGACCUGGCAUUGACAUUCAGCAGUGAGGUGCCGAAUGGAUCAACCUUAUCACAAGAGAACAUCAGCCUCCUGUCAAACAAGACCUCCUCUCUGACCUUGGCUGAGGAUCCCGAGGGAGGAGGAGAUAACAAUGACUCUCAGAGGACAGGAGUCACGCCCAGUUCUGCUCCCUAAAACGAGAGAAGAGCUGCUUUCUUCUUCCCUCGUUCAGUUUGCGGAGGAGAAGGGCAGGAGUGGUGUUCAUAACUUCCAGACCUGCUCUGAGGGUAACCAGAGAAACCCAGGAACAGCAGCAGGUUCGGAGACAAUGUGCACAGACACCACUACUGAAAACAAAACCUGCACAUAGUUCACAUUAAUGCGUUUUUUAAUUAAAAAAAAUGAAAAUAAGCAGUAUCUGCAAGCAAUUCAGAUUAAAUUUGUUUUUGUUCUGUGAAUGAACUUUAUUUUAAUAACUUUGGACGCCUUGGAUCCAGGGCUUUAAAAAAAAAAGAAGAAGAAGAUAUUAUAUAUAUACUCUGUUUGAUUAAUUGUAUGAUCUUAAUGAAGUAGGUUUUUCUUUUAUUUUGGUAUUAUUACAUACCCAGUGUAUACUUCUUACCCACAUCCUUCUUUAACUUGCCUCCCCUCCCCGCCCCAACUUCCCCUAAACAAAAAAGCACCUGAACUCCUUGUGUGAAUUUUAAGGUGCUUCAGAGGCAAAAAUUCGGUUACUGACUGUAAUGUCAGAAAAUGUGCAGUAAACUUUUUUUUUACAAAGUGUGUUGUUUUUGUUUUUAAUGGCAAUCAUUAAUACCUUUUUUCCUUUGCUAAACAUCUUGCCUUUUUGUAAGCAAGUCUUAGGGGUUUUUUUUACCCCUAGAUAUGAGCUAUCAUUACCAACUUUCUCUUUGUUAUAAUUAGAAUACUGAUUUACCUUACUUAGCCCAGGUUAUAAUGAAAGCCAAUUGUAGCUUAGCACUGAAAGCACAGAAUAUGCUAACUUUCUUCUGUUAACCAGGUUAGAGAUUCUUGUUGCAAAUAUUGAGGCAGUGCCUAGAAAUUUGGGGCUCUGUUGUUGGCUUCUGAACUCCAGUUGAAAAAAUCAUGGUGUAUUCAGAAGCCAGUACAUCUUAUAUGAUAGAGUGUAUCACUUGGUCUUAACUGAAAAUGAAUUCAACAUCUAAGUUCCUUUUUACAUGUCUUAGCUUGUUUUAUUUUCUCUUUAUGUCCUGAGAAGAUAGCACUGGAGACACUGAAAGCUCUUUGUUUCCAAGAAGGAUAAAAGAAAGCAAAUUGCCUGGCAUUUGAUGACAGUCUGAAUGGCUAAUCAUCUGUUUUUCUUCAGAACAGUUAGCAGAAGUAGGUAGUUAAUACCUGAAAAUCAAGUUUGGUGGACUUUCACUGACCAUAAUUUUAAAAAAAUUACUCUUCAUUAAGCCAUUGGUAGGAAUGAAGAAUUUUUCUUGCCAGCCACUUAAAAGAACAUUUAAUUAUUGCUGCACGUAUUCUGAUAUUUUAUAUCUACCUGAGCCCGAAAGCCUCUAAAUCUGGUGUUCAGUGGGAAUAAAUUGAUGUAAGUCACCCUUUCUUCCUGCCUAUUGCCCUCUCUUGGCCUGAUUGUUUUGUUUCCUUUUCUGUAUUAGACUACUAAAUCAGAAAGCACUGGUUAUGUAAUAAGUUACUGCAUUGCUUUGGUUGGGUAAAAGCAAGAGUUAAUAUUUUUCUUGUUUAUUUUUUUUCUUAACCCUUAACUCCUGCUAAGGUCAUAGCAACCUUGGGCUAAGCUUUUUGUCCAUCAUACUGUUAAUUAAGGGAGGGGUGGGGGGGAA
Messenger RNA from Trichosurus vulpecula (common brushtail), 5262 nucleotides. It is a transcript of the gene RC3H1, whose product is annotated as ring finger and CCCH-type domains 1. Gene Ontology annotation, molecular function: metal ion binding. NCBI's taxonomy places the organism in Eukaryota, Metazoa, Chordata, Mammalia, Diprotodontia, Phalangeridae. The record is from RefSeq and is a predicted model, not a curated record. The transcript is spliced from 20 exons. Bases 221 to 3625 code for a protein of 1134 amino acids.